This is a messenger RNA of Rhodotorula toruloides NP11, 2235 nucleotides long. RefSeq lists its product as uncharacterized. Bases 1 to 2235 code for a protein of 744 amino acids. Gene Ontology annotation, biological process: vesicle-mediated transport. Gene Ontology annotation, cellular component: Mon1-Ccz1 complex; intracellular membrane-bounded organelle. The transcript has 7 exons. NCBI's taxonomy places the organism in Eukaryota, Fungi, Basidiomycota, Microbotryomycetes, Sporidiobolales, Sporidiobolaceae. The record is from RefSeq and is a predicted model, not a curated record.
AUGCCGACUCCACGCCGCCGGCAGGCUUCGACGCUCUCGGACUGGCCGCAGCUGAGCUUGCUUGCUGUCUACGCGGACGAGCCUGUCUUCGAUGCUGGCGAGCGAGCAACCGCACUCAGCGACGAGGCCCUCGAAGCAGCCAAGGUCCUCUACUUCGCGACGCCGCUGGAGGCGCAGCCGUACGAUGCUGCACGUCGGAAUCGAGCGAUGGGCACCAUAUUGGGCGUCUCCAGCUUUGCCAGGACACUCUCGCCUGAUGAAGCAGCGCGGAUACGCUCGGUACGCUCGAACAAGCGUAGGAUGCUCUGGGUUGAGGCAGAGCCGGGCUUCCACCUUCAUGCCACAAUACGAUGCCCUCGAUCAACUCGCCACCCACGCAGAGCAUCGACAGGAACCGACGCAAGCGAAGGUUCGAAGGAGGACUCGCCCGCAAGCCUUGCAGAAGACGAGGUCCUGCUGGCGUCGCUUCGUCAGGCGUACUCCGAGUUCCGGCUGCGCUUUGGGACAAUACAAGGCGCUCUCGAGGCGGAAGGGAAAGAAGCGGCCAUGGGAAAGCUGCGGAAGUUCUGGGACGUAUGGACGCGGGAUUGGGAGACGUCGAUGCUGGAGUCUCAGGUCGAGCGACUGCUGCAAGCUGUCCCGAAAAGUGCCAUCCUUUCGAUAGAGGCUGCCGCCCAACUUGGCCCGCUUCUCGCGCAAUUCGCCGCCAGCAACUCCUCUGCUCUACCUAUUUUGCUGCACGGCGACACCGUCCUUUCCAUCCCUCGUCUGCCGCCCCCUUCAGCCGAUCAGCCCCCACCAGCACCAGGUCGUCCACCUCCACCGCCGCUUUCGCAGGACGACCUCCUCUCUCUCGUCCGCUACCUGGAUCGCCUCCUCCCGCCAAAGCGGACCCUGAUGGUCGUCUCCGAUGCCAAAGACGCCUCGUCAGCCUCAUCAGCCGGCGAAGACUCCGCAGGAAGCGGGAGAUGGUCCAGCCUUACCGCUGGCAUGAACUCCUUCCUCGCGCCACGCCCUUUCUCGCUCGCCAUGCCUGCAUUGCCUGGCAUGGCGUCUUCCACCGAAUCUGAGAAGGUGUCAAGCAAGCCGGCCACACUACGAGCGGGCUUCGCCGCCUUGCGAAGAACGGAGCAGCAGGAGGUUGCAAAGCGGCAGCAGGAGACCGGCACGUCUGCGAACGAUGCUCACUCGCUCGGGAACGGAACGUCCACCGCCUCGCUUAAAGCGCCAAAUGCGAAGGGAAGCAGGUGGAGCCUGCGGAACGUCAGCUGGGGCGCGCUAGGGUUCGGGUCCAGCGAAACUGAUUCCGUCGACGAGUUGUCGGCACCCACUGAGCCAAGCACGUCGAAAUCGUCAGUCAAUGCGGGUCAGAAGUCUCCAGCCGGUCGGGACUCGGGAAACGAUCAAGCAGCUGCGGCCACCUCGCCUCUCGCGACGGAUCCUCCUGCCUCGUCCACCGACGACGCUCUGAAGCCAUCCACACCUGCGGUUGAGCUUGCGCCAUCGGUAGAUGCGAGCGAGCUUGCAGACGCCAUCGGUCGUACGCCCACGGAAGAGGAUCAGCCAGUCGUCGUCGCCGAGUUGGCCGUGCCGGGACUGGAGGUAAGGAGCCAAGUGUCCGAGCAAGAACCGGAAGAUCCCGACUCAGAGGAGGGGGAGCGUCCCUCGGCGGUCAGGCUGUUCUGCGGCGAGGGGGACUAUCGGGAUACGCUCUUUGAGGCUCGUCUCUACGAGCGCGGCGCACUACGCCUUGCGCUGGCCAUCUUGCCGGCGACCGACAAUGCCGCUCUCGCCUGGCUCGACGGACGCGCCGAGCGCUUGCUCGAAGCGGUGGAGUCGCUGCUCGAGAUUGUUGUCCCACCAAAACCGCGCUACCCGCACCGGCACCUCGUCAAGCACGACCUCCUCGUCAACAGCGUCUCGCAGACUGGUUCUACAGCUACAGCCUCAGCUGACGCAGAUGCGGAGCUCGCCCUGGUCGACAGCUAUGUCGCCAUGCACGCCCACCCUCGCGCCCUCGAAUCCGUCACACGCCUCUCUUCUAGCCGCUGGUCCCUUCACCGACGUUUCUCUGUCCCUCUCGCCCCAAACGCCGAAACCGGACCUUCCGCUGUCGACACGACCGACAUCUUCGCCAUCCUGCCGAGCAAGGCCGCGAACGGUAAGGACUUGUCACUCAUCGACGCGGCAGACGAGCUGCGGCGCAUCGAGCGGGCGUACUUGCGUAAGGCGUAG